CAUUGAAUUUGCAAUAUUGAGUGUGUAGAAGCGAUGCAGAAUUCUUGACAUAGACUUAAAUAAUAUAACUACCAUAAAACAACAAUAUUUUUGAACAUAGAAGUUUUGAGUGGAUAUCGGGCACAUGUGUCUUUAAGAGCGAUAAAUAUGGAAAGGUUGUGUGAUGUUGGUUUGUCGAAUGCGAAUUAGAAAGGCGCAACUAAUGUAAAUGGGUCUAAAUGGUGUCCCGACCAACUAAACGCUCAACCAUCGCCGUCUCUCUAAACCUUCCCACUGGAAUCGACAACCGCCUAAUCUCCUCCACCAAUAUUGUUAAAAAAGCAAUUUCUGGAGGGGUUAAUAUGGAAAGGUUGAGUGUUCUUGCUUGGAGAGCUGACUGGUGGGUCAUGUAGCUUCUUUGACAGUAAAGUGUGAUCUCUUGACAUCAGUUCAUUUGGUUGAUCUUCUAGGUUGACUUUUGAGUUGAUUAAAGAUAAAUAGUGUCCCGACCUCCCGGCCUACUAAACGCUCAACCAUCACCGUCAUCAAUCUCAUUUUAGUGACGAAGCCGCCGAGGAGAAGAGAGGAAUCGCCAUUGGUACUCUAAAAUUUACAAGGCUGUUAUAAUGAUCAUUCCUUUCAUUUCAUGUAAAUUUGUAUUAUGAUAAUGAUCGUUUGAAUUAAUGUGCACUGAUGCAAUUCAUGUAGUUGCCACAAAGAAGGAGUAAGAGUGGGGGCAAUCAGUGUGUUUGUUCUCGAGAAGGAUAAAAAUCAUGAUAAUGGGGAGAGUUCAUGACGAUUGACUUAUAUUGAUUGAAGAGAUAGAAAGUACAUAGUUGUAAGUCAUUUGUGUGUUUAGUGUAGCAAAGUGGUUAGGUGUGAUUUGGUAGGAUUUUACAGUGAUAGGGAUAUUUAUAAAAGUUAAUAUGUGUUGGUGCUUGCAGGCAUAUAUCGCUUGCCUGUUUCUUUUGUUUGUAUAUGAGAUUUCUACAUCAGAUUCUACGCGUUGUAUUUCUUUCUUCUUUUUUUGUUAUUUUAAUUAACAAAACUAUUAAUCAUAAAAACUAGCUGACGUAUUCCAUCGGCAUGAUUUGGACAUUGCUGAUUUUUGUUUUCUCAACCAGAGAUUCAACGCCUUUGGUGUCACUGUAGUUUUUGGUCCAAGGGCAAUCUAGUUUAGGUUUUUCUUAUGAAAUCUCUUGGUGACUUCCAUUUUACCAUCGAUAAUUGGAGCCAAGUAAGCAUCCUUCAAUUUUUUCAUGUUCACUCUAGGGGCAUCAUGGUGCAUGGAAAUAGUGGCUAUAUUUAAGGCUAAUGGCUUGGUUUGGAUUGUCCAUUUGAUGAAUCGAUAUUUGCACGUAUUUUUGUCCACCAUUCUUAUAUUGUUUGAGGCUCAGACCUCGGGUUUUAAGUCAAUUUUAUGCUAGGUUGUUCUUGUUUAUGACAUUUCAGGUCUUAAUUCGUGAAUGAAGGUUUGAGCACGAGUUUGGGGUCGAUUGGGUGAAAUCGGGACAAGCGAAGGGAGAUCGGAAAGGUUGUACGGCCAGGACGGGAAAGCGCACGGUCGUGCAUGGUUGCCUUUAUGAGCGUGCAGGAUUUACCAAGAAGCUGCACGGCCUGGCCCUGUUUUUCGCAUGGCCGUGCAAUAUGAAUUGAUGGUCGUGAUGAUUUAUGCGAGAGGAUUGCACGGCAAGGCUCUCGGAUUGCACGGGUCGUACAAUGGCCGUGCACCCCCUGGUGGGAUUAAUAGAAACAGUGCGUUUUGGGGGUGCACGGGCAGACUAUGAGGUUGCACGGCCGUGCAGUCUGGCCGUGCGAUCGCGGUCAGCUGCAUAAAAACCCAAUUUCGGGUUUUGGAGAAGUGGAAUCGACUUUUUGGAGCAAAAACAGUGUCCUAGAGAGAGAAAGUGCGAAGAACAAACCCUAUGAUUAAUUCUAGAGCUGGGUUUCAUCAAUCAAGCUUGGGUAUCGUCCUUGGAGUGAAGAUUAUCAUCCCAAAGCAGAUUCUUCCCAUCGUUAUGAGUAUGACUGCUUUGAAUUAUGUUUUCCACUAUCUCUGUAUGGGGUAGACCCUUCUCUCACUUGGGUAUGAAGAACCCUAGUUCCAUGUGUUAGGGAUCUUGAUUGUAAUGAAUUUUUGAUUGAGUUACUGUUCGAUUAUAAUCAAUUGAAGUGUGUUUAUUGAGUCAAUUGGAUCUUGAUCAAAUUCUCUUGAUCUCUGUUGCAACCUGAGAUAGAUAGAAUCUGAUUAGGUUGUUAGAGCUUCUUCAAUUGAUAAGAGUGGAUUGAUUAUACGAUAGGUAGUCAAUCCACUGCUUUGUACUGGAACCCAAUUCCAGUUGUGGAGUUUUGUGUUCAUUGCCUUAGCUUUCUAUCCCGGUGAAGACUAGUCGUCUGCUGGUUAAUCUGUCUAAGAGGACUUGGUCAGCUUAAGAGAUUCCAAGCUAUUUUCGGAUCUUCCGCAGUUUAAUCAACAGUAAUUAAACCAAAGGAGCAUGCGCUUUCCUGAAAGCCGAGGACUAAUGCGCUUCCCAGAAAUCCGCAGUUUAAUAGCAUGUCAAGUUUUUGGCGUCGUUGCCGGGGACUUCUAGAUUAUUGUAGAAACGUGAAAGUCUGUUACUUUAGCAUUUUCUUUACUGCAUUCUCUCUUCCACCUCUGUGCCUUCACGGGUUGUGUUUACAUUCUGUGUGCAGGUAGUGCAUGACCCGUAGCCAGUUAGAAAAAAUACUAUCGUUAGACCAAGAGCUUGAACGGACUUUUAAGAACUUCAAGCGAGCUUUAAAGGCGUGACUGGCUGCGAAGGAGGCUCUAGCACAGCUUCACAUCAACCAGGAGGAAAACAUGGGUGAGCCAUAGAACAAUGAUGUGUUCAUUCCCGAGUAGCACACCAUGGGAUACUACUGGACUGCCCGAGCCGCAGACAUGAGGUCGCUCAUCCAGCACCCUCAAUUUCCAGCCAAUAACUUCGAGGUGAGCACCUCUGUCAUCACCAUGCUGCGCGGCUCGGUGGUAUAUCGUAGAAAGCAGGGGGAGUGCCCCAGAUCGCACCUAUGGCAGUUCCACGAGCUGAUCGAUGGGAUCAAGAUAAAUGGGGUCCCUGCCGAUGCCAUCCAACUGAUCGAAGGAGCAUGCGCUUCUCUGAAAGCCGAGGACAAAUGCGCUUCCCAGAAAUCCGGAAGACUGAUGCGUUUCCCAUAAAGCGAAGGAGCAAUGCGCUUCCCAGGAAGCAAAGGAUCAAUGCGCUUUGAUAGACCAAUAAUUACACAUGUUUUUACCCCUAUUCUUGAGCCGUUUGAGAGGUUGACUCUCGUGUUUAAGCCGAUUUCACGCGAGGUUGUGUGUUUAUGUCAUAUUUCAGGACCUGGCGUUGGAAUCGAGGCGAGGAAACGAGUUUUGGGUCGAAAGGAGCGAAGUUGGGUUGAAGUGUGUUGCAGGAGGAAAAUACCCGGUCGGGGGCUCAAAUACCUGACCGGGUAAUUAUUGUUUUGGCACCCGUGAGAAACAGAGGGGCGCCCGGGCGUGAAGCUUAAAUCCCCGGUCGGGGAUUAUUGGAGCAGACCGGGGAUUUUCCCCUGGCACGAAACGCGCGUUUUAAUAAUACCCAGUCGAGACCCAAAAUACCCGACCGGGUAUUUCGACCGGGUAUCGCGACAGGCAGCUGUUUUAAAGGAAAAGAAGGCCAAAGAUCAAGGGGAUUCAAGUUUUAGAGAGACAGAGCGAUUCCUAGAGAGAGAAAGCGACGAACAAGAGUCUCCAAGUGCCCUAGCUUGAUCUUCAUCACCAUUGGAGCUUGGCUUGAGCUUGGAGGAGUGCCAAUCAAAGUCCAGGAGCAGGAAUCCAUCCUUCACAGUAUGAAUUCCGCGUCUGAUUCUGCUUUUGCUUCUUUCUCCAUGGAGUAGUUCUCCCAUUCAUCUGGGUAUGGAGAACCCUAGAUUUGUAUGUUAGGUUUGAUUGUAUGAACCCAAGUACUGAUUCUAUGAUUUGAUUAUAUUCAAUUGAGGUUUGAAUGAUUGAAUGGCAUGAAUCCUGAUCAAAUUCCUGUUGUUUCUGCUUUAACCUAGAAUGAGAAUAUCUGCCUAGGUUGAUAGAGCAUCCUUGAUUGAAGGUAGGGAGUUGGUGACUUUAGUCGAGGAGCCAACUCACUAUUCUGUACCGAAUUUACGUCGGUAGUGGAGGUUUUGUUUGUUAGGGCCUCAAUCUGUUUACUCCGGUGGAGGUUAGUCGCCCGCUAGAGACUCAGAUUGAGAGGGUCUGAAGACCUUUAGUCGAGACUUCAGGCUGUUUAAGAACCUUCCGCAGUAUAACUAUCAUAGAAACUGAACUUGGUAAUUACAAUCCGGCUUAACUGCAGUCUAGGGGGAACCAUAUCCGGGUGACCUCUCUUAACCUGAAUACAACCAUUUAGUUGCUUUGCUUGUUUGUUAGUUUAGACUUGCAUUAAAGUUUCAUUGAUAGA
Linum trigynum is the source of this 4436-nucleotide messenger RNA. The record is from the annotation of a GenBank genome assembly. Lineage: Eukaryota; Viridiplantae; Streptophyta; Magnoliopsida; Malpighiales; Linaceae.